Closterium sp. NIES-65 is the source of this 4590-nucleotide messenger RNA. NCBI's taxonomy places the organism in Eukaryota, Viridiplantae, Streptophyta, Zygnematophyceae, Desmidiales, Closteriaceae. The record is from the annotation of a GenBank genome assembly.
AUGGCCAAGGACCGCUGCCUGGCAGGGCGGGCGCCGGGGAGUGUGGCAAAGCACCUGGAGGGAGGUGCGGGCAGCGUGCGGGCAGGCAUCGUGGCUUCCCUGUGCACGGCACUGGGAGGGCCUGUUGCAACCAUGGAAGAAUGCCGGUUGAGAGACGAGACAGGACAGCAGAUGGCAGCUGUGGGGGAGAUGUAUUCGUACCUGCAUCGCACACAUGUGCGCGGUGGGCGGGUGAUCUCGGCGCAGCACAUGCGGCGGUUUGUGCAGACGGUGGUGGUGGCGCUGCGGUCGGUGACGGGGCUGGAUGAGGCGUCGUGUGCGCGCGUCACCACACUGCUGCAUGGGUUUGAUGAUGCCAUUGUCACAUCCGAUGCCGUCGGGUGCUCACAAGGUGGAGCGUGGCUGCAGUGGCGCGUAGGUGUGAAACACAACACGACCAUCCAUGUGGGUGACAAGGUCACAUGGGUGUGGGAUGACGACCUCCCGCACUCGCUCAGAGUGGCGGGGAUGGGCGAGGUGCAAGACCCGCUGUUCCUGGGCUUUGGAGGGCACCGCCUGGCCGUGUCACGGCAGCUCGCAUGCACGCCCAUGAACGUGGGCGCGGGGGAUGUUGCUGACUACCCGCUGCCAUGUGUCCUGAUGCGGAGUGGUGUGGGCAUGUCUAAUUCUAGAAAUGUUCUCACGGUGCUUCCUGCGACAGCGGGAGACGGCGCUGCUGGUGAGCGUUCGUUUGAAUCCUCAGAAAUCUAUGCUACUCUUGAGCAGGUCAUCUGUCUUCGCACUCUCUCACACCAGCCGCCUGUGCCCGCGCGUGCGGUGUUGGCUGUUCUGUUACAAGACAGCGUUGGCAAUGCAGGUCAGGCCAAGGCCACCGAAGCCACCGUCACAACUGGCACCAUGCUCUUCCCCACAUUCAACCCCACCCCAGACCCCACCUCCAGCCCCACUCCCCCCACCACCACCUCAACUUCCUCCUCCUCCGCCUCCUCCUCCACCUCCUCCUCCGCCUCGCCUGUCUAUUUCUGUGCGCCGGGGUGCCGGCUGCAGCGGCUGGCGAACGGGGUGUGCGAUGCGGCAUGCAACACGCGCGCGUGCACCUUUGACGGUGGCGACUGCGCGUGUGUCGACCCGAUCUUUGGCCCCGGCAUCUGCCCCUGCCCGCCCGCCCACACCCGCCGAGACGAUGGCUCUUGCUGCCUAUCCACAGCGGUGGGGACCAACCUCAACUUUCCCUUCUCGCUGCAGCGCUACGGCCCCAACUACACUGAAACCAACCACGCAUUUGCUGCUGAGAGAGAUACCGCUGUCGACCGCUUUGUAUCGCAUCGCAACCGGCUACUGAUAGGCAUGGUAUUGCAACAGGACAGGUGGGGCACGGAGGUCUGCACUGGACAAGGUGUGAUGCACCUGGGAGGAUGGUGCAGCAGCGGCCCAUCCAGGCAACCCUUUGGCGUCAACCCGCACUUCCUGCCCACCUCGCCGAUCUACGACAGCGCUGCGAGUGCCAACAUGAGCCAGCUCGACAACAGCACCUUUGGCUCCAAGCUACUAUUCAACCCACAGGGCCUUCCCUACGGGUUCAUCUACCCUGUUUCAGGGAGCAGCACCAUGGAGCUAGCCAACGGUGGCACCGCAGGAAAGGGGCGUGGCACCGCAGGAAAGGCGUGUGGCACCGCAGGAAAGGUGUGUGGCACCGCAGGAAAGGCGUGUGCCACCGCUGGAAAGGCGUGUGGCACCGCAGGAAAGGCGCGUGGCACCGCAGGAAAGGCGUGUGCCACCGCAGGAAAGGCGUGUGGCUCCGCAGGAAAGGCGUGUGGCGCCGCAGGAAAGGCGUGUGGCGCCGCAGGAAAGGCGUGUGGCACCGCAGGAAAGGCGUGUGGCGCCGCAGGAAAGGCGACGCGCUUCCGCGCUUCCCCCCCUUCAUUGUCCGUGUUUGACAUCAACCUGGACAAUGAAGGAGCCACGGGGUGUCUUUUGAGCCAGCUAAAGAAUACACGCCCGGCCCUGUGUGACGCGCUGCCGCGCUUCCCGCUGGUGUUUGACAUCAACUUGGACAAUGAAGGAGCCACGCGUCGCCUGCACUACCUGGUGGAGGGCGGCUACAUUGACAACAGCACGCGCAGCAUCGACGUCACCUUCAUCACUUUCAAUGGCGAGGCGCGCACGUUCGUGCUCACCACAGUGACAUGCAGCGUGAACACGGGCGGGCAGAUAGGCGUAACCAUCAGAUCCCAGCCAGCAUUGAUGCACAUGUACGGCAGCGACUCAUCCCCCGUCAACACCGCGCGCCUUGUGCUGGAGAUAUUCUACGUGUUAGGGCUGCUGUGGAACGUGUAUGGGGAGGCGCGUGAGAUGAUGGAUCAUGUGCGCAUGGAGGGCACGGUGCUGGGGUACUUUGGGCUCGUGUGGAACUGGGUGGAUCUCCUCUCGCUCGCACUGCAGUUCACCACCAUUGCCAUCUGGAUGGUGCUUUGGCGAGCAGUAGAGGCCUUCGACAUGCAGCCGCGCUACAACAUCUACUACUCACUGCUCGAGAUGCCGCGCUACUGGGCCGUGCCCAACCCGCCCACGGGGUUCAUGCUGGCGGGGCAGGCCUUUCUCGACCUGCGGUACAUCAUCAACCUGCGCGCCGUGUACUUCGCCCUGCAAGGCAUCAAGCGCCUCAAGGAGCGCCCACUGGGUUCCUUCCUGCUGGUGGGACAUGCGUUUCUAGACCUGCGCUACAUCAUCAACCUAUGUGCCGUGCCGUGUACUUUGCCCUGCAAGGCAUCAAGUGAGGCUCGGGCAUGCUGCGCGCUGGCCCUGUUCCUGUUCCUGAUGAUGGUGCGUCUGCUCAAGUUCAUGGACUUCCAGCCGUACCUGGGGGUCAUCACGCGCUCGCUCGCCCUCGCCACGCCCUCGCUGCUGCACUUCUUCCUGCUCUCCUUCGCUGUCUUCUUCUGCUUCAGCAUGUACGCCUACCUCGUCUUCGGAGGCGCUCUUGAACAGGUGCGUGGGUGUGAUGAGGAGCAGGUGUGUAGAGGCGUGCUGUUCCUAUGCCUGCUAAUUCUCGGUUUUGUUCUCGCCUCUCGUUUCUCUCCCACAUUCAUUUGUUUCAUUUCCUCACACCCCCACACCACUGCCCCCCUCAACCCCCCUUUCCCCCCGCCCUUCCCUCCUCCCCUUCCCUCCUCCCCUUUCGUCUUCCCCCUUCCCUCCUCCCCUUCCCUCCUCCCCUUCCCUCCCCCCCCUUCUCCCCACCAGUUCUCCACGGUCCUCACCUCCAUGUUCUCCUGCUUCCUCCUACUCCUCAAUGACAACUCCUCCGCCUACUUCUUCCAGCGCCUCGAGUCGUGGGACCUGAUCGCAGCGAUGCUAUUCUUCCUCAUGUUCAUCGUGCUCAUGGUCUUCAUCCUCCUCAACUUCCUCAUCGCCAUCAUAGUCGAUGCCUUCAUGAGUGUCAAGGACAGCAACGUCGUUGCCACGUCGAUCACCUCUGACCUUGUGCACAUUUGCAAGUACAAGUGGAACUGCUGGUGCGGGCGCUACAUGCCGUACUCGCGCCUGCUGCAGCAUCUGGUGAACCUGGGAGCUAAGGACACGCGUGUGGAUGAGGCGGACCGUCGGAUGCGUCGCUACAAGUCGAUCCAACGGCGGGUAGGGUCUGUGUUCUCGAGCCGGAUUGGCAGCGGCAACAGAGCCUCGUCAUCGUACUUCACGCGUGCAGGAGACUCGCAACCAGCCUUUCCCGUGGCGGCGGUGCCUCGGGUGCGGAAGCAGCACGUGCUGAAGGUGAAGGACAAGCGCAUUGAUGAAAUCUCCCUCUCCAUCAUUUUGCAACGACGCCUCGACCGCCAGCGAUCGCGCGGGCACCAGUCAGCCACUGUCAAGCCAUCAGACACCUUGUGCAGUGCCGUGACAUGUUCGUCCGUGGGCGCGGGCGCACACGACACGGGAAUGGAUGAGCUGUCGCAGGCACUCGUGCUGCAGUGCGGCGAGGUGGUGAAGCAGUCGGCGCUGCCCGUCAAGAAGCCCGUGCAGAAGCUCAGCCUCGCGCACAUCCAGGAGGAGGUGGUGCGGAGCCAGCAGGCGGUGGAGGAGGUGAGGGGCAUGGUGAUGGAGCUGCAGAGCGAGGUGCGCGGCAUGAUGGCCAGCGUGCGCAGCGACAUGCGCUCCAUCAUGGCCCUCCUUGUCUCAAACCACACUGCUGCUGCCGCCGCCGCCGCUGCUCCUGCCGGUGGUGGUGGUCCCCCUCCUCCUUCUCCUCCAUCUCCUCCUCCUCCUCUGCCUCCUGCUGCUGUUGCUGCUGUUUCUGCUGCCGCUGCUGCUGCUGUGCCUGCUGCCAGUGCUACUGGUGUAUCAGUAUCAAUGAAUAGACUGAGCGGCGAGAGCAGGGUCGAAGGGGGCGAUGCUACUUUAGGAGAUGCGGCGUCAAUGGGGAAUUUGCAGCAGGCAGUAGGUAGUUCUGGUAGUACAAGAAUAAGUGGGAGCUUGUCUGGCAAGCGAGGGUCAGAUAGACGGGUCUCGUUCCUCGACGACACAAUAGAUGACGAUGAGAGUCCUUCGAAUAGAACAGGACCACAGCAACAGUCGUUGAUAGAUAAGGCUUAA